Messenger RNA from Rhinichthys klamathensis goyatoka, 913 nucleotides. RefSeq names its product homeobox C13b (gene hoxc13b). Gene Ontology annotation, molecular function: DNA-binding transcription factor activity, RNA polymerase II-specific; RNA polymerase II cis-regulatory region sequence-specific DNA binding. The transcript is spliced from 2 exons. NCBI's taxonomy places the organism in Eukaryota, Metazoa, Chordata, Actinopteri, Cypriniformes, Leuciscidae. Gene Ontology annotation, biological process: regulation of transcription by RNA polymerase II. The coding region runs from base 111 to 893 and encodes 260 amino acids. The record is from RefSeq and is a predicted model, not a curated record.
AGUUUUAAAAAGCAACGCAUGAUGAUUCCGCUGAUUCUGCGUGGACGCUGGGCGGACACAUUGUUUUACGUGUAAUGAAAAAAAAAAACCUCGGAUGAACAAACAAAAGCAUGGAGGGACUGAGCGGGAGCUGUCCUGCCUCUCACUGCAGUGAUUUUAUCCCGCACCCUGCACUGGGACGCCUCUCUGGGAACCACCGGACAGUGUACUCGGAUAUCCCUGCGCCACAGACCUCAUCAGGCUCAUCCCUGAGCUAUGGAUACCCAUUCGGGAGUCCAUAUUAUGGAUGUCGACUUCCGUACUCUCACAACGUAAACCUGCAACAGAAUCCAUGUUCCUUCCAUCCUGGGGAAAAAUACGUGGAACCAAGCGGUGUGCAACCAUCUGAAGAGCUUUCCAGUAGAUCCAAAGAAUACGCUGUUUACCCAAGCUUUGCCAGCUCUUAUAAGUCUGUGCCCGGGUAUUUGGACGUCCCGGUUAUACCAGGAAUCAGCGCGCGCCCAGAGUCCCGGCAUGAAACUUUAUUCCCGGACAGUUAUCAGCACUGGGCACUAUCGAACGGCUGGGAUGAGCAACUAUAUUGUUCUAAGGAACAAACACAUUUUAACUACCUAUGGAAUUCCCAGUUUUCGGAUGUUAUGCCGCACCAGACCGAGAUGAACGGAUAUCGUCGCGGUCGUAAGAAGAGGGUUCCGUACACUAAGAUUCAGUUAAAGGAGCUGGAGAAAGAGUAUGAAGCCAGCAAGUUCAUCACUAAAGACAAGAGAAGGAGGAUCUGCGCCACUACCGAUCUCUCUGAACGCCAGGUGACCAUCUGGUUCCAGAACCGCCGGGUUAAGGAGAAGAAGUUCGUGUGUAAACCAACGCCAAGCAAAGUCAUCCAUGCUAUGUGAUUAUCGUCGAGUUGUUUGCG